CUGAAAAGCACAGCAGAGGAUCCCACCCCCACAUAAGGAUCCCACCCCCACAUACACUCCUCUUCCAGGUGAGUUUUCUGCUGUGAAAGCGGUUGCUUUCUCUGCAGUUGAGGAGGAAACAUUUCUUGACAAUGAGUGCCCUCUUGUGUUAAGGCUGAAACUGGGUAUUAAGCCAUUCCUGGUUUCACCCUUGAACAUGAAAUCAAAAUUCAAAAGCAGUUGGAGAUCAAUUGUGCCUCUGCAGACACAGGGAGAAUCAACGACAAGGUUCUGCGUGUUUCCUAAGGUUAAAUCAGCUAGCUUUAGCCAAGGAAACACUCCUGUUUACCUCAAUGUUUAUGAUUUAACACCUGUCAACGGCUAUGUUUACUGGGCUGGACUUGGUGUCUUUCACUCUGGGGUUGAAGUGUAUGACAUUGAAUAUGCUUUUGGAGCCCACGACUUUCCUACUAGUGGCGUAUUUGAAGUUGAGCCCCGGCAAUGCCCUGGAUUCAGGUUUCGCAGGUCAAUUUUUAUUGGCACGACACAUUUGAACCCUCACCAAGUAAGAGAUUUCAUGGAGAAGCAGGCCACAAACUACUGUGGUGAUACAUAUCACCUGGUUGUCAAAAACUGCAACCAUUUCUGUGAGGAUAUAUGCUACAAGCUGACUGGAAAACGGAUACCAAAAUGGGUGAAUCGUCUGGCAAGGAUAGGUUCAUACUGCAACUGCAUACUCCCGGAGGCUCUAAAAACGAGCAAGGGGCCACAUGAUACAAACUGUCAAGAUUCAGAGAGUGAGAAGAAGAGUCUGAGAAGCUCUUUCAGCUGCUUCUCUUCGAUUUCUAUGCACCCAAAGGAGAAAGAUGUAUCGAUAUCAUCGUUCGUCUUACAAUCACACUAUAAAGGCUGUCUGCCUCCUUGGGAUUUAAAGAAAUCAAGAAGUACUAAAUCUGUGAAAGAAGGUUAGAGAAUAGGAAUUCGUUUUUCUUUUUUUCUUUUCUGUCUUUGUGGAUUCUUAGAUUGUUUUAAUUUUUGGGUAACAAGUACCACCACAUUUGAAUGUAGUUAUCUCAAUGAGGUUUGAGGCUAAAACAACUGCUGUUUUUCCUCUAUUCUGUAACGUGUGUAGUUUGUUCUCAUCUUUCUUCAUGUACUUUCUUGAUGAUGCAUCUGCAGAAAUAUGAUGUAUUUGUUGUUAAGAA
Molecule: messenger RNA, 1184 nt
Organism: Salvia splendens (bonfire salvia)
Lineage: Eukaryota; Viridiplantae; Streptophyta; Magnoliopsida; Lamiales; Lamiaceae
Product: deSI-like protein At4g17486
Exons: 4
Coding region: 197-949 (250 amino acids)
Biological process (GO): protein deubiquitination
Molecular function (GO): deubiquitinase activity
Source: RefSeq, a predicted model, not a curated record